Molecule: messenger RNA, 3499 nt
Organism: Myripristis murdjan (pinecone soldierfish)
Lineage: Eukaryota; Metazoa; Chordata; Actinopteri; Holocentriformes; Holocentridae
Gene: tdrd5
Product: tudor domain containing 5
Exons: 19
Coding region: 93-2864 (923 amino acids)
Source: RefSeq, a predicted model, not a curated record
UCCAGCCCUCCGGAGCGUGCGGUUGUCUCCGACAACGAAGUGCUAGCUGACCAGGUGGAGGGGUCAGGACUGAGGGACUGGACACGAGCAAGAUGUCAACAGGCAGAGUCAACCAAGAGGAGGUUUUGUUAAAGCUGAAGAGGGAUGUUCGCUCCCUGCUCAUUUCAGCUAAGAUGGGCCUGGAACCUGAUCAGCUGAGGCAGGACUACAGGAACAUGUUGGGCCAUCAAAUGCCCCUGAAACUCCUGGGCUUCCGAAAUGUAUUGGACAUGGUCAAGGAUAUGCCAGAUGUGGUGUCGAUUAACUACAUGGCAAAUGGGAGCAUAGUCUUAAAGGCUGUUAGUGAUGACUUGACACAAGGCAUGGAAGAGCUGGUAGCCAAGCAGCGCAAGCCCAAGCCUGGCACAAAGACCAAGAACAGAGCGAUCAGCUUCUUCUCGCCCCGCUAUUGCCCCCCGAUAGUGCUUCCCAGACGGGGUUGUGCCCCCCCAGCCCUGCCCGCCCAGCUGAGGGCUCAGUUGCGCCAUCUGCUCUCCCAGGGACCGCUCAGGCUGUCAGAAAUGGAGGCCAGCUUCCUGCGCUGCUUCGGCUACCCACUGCGUGUCCACAACUACGGCUUCUAUUCCAUUGGAGAAAUGCUAGAGGCAGCAACGGACCUGGUGCUGAUCCAGCAGACUAGGCUGGGCUCAGUUCUGAGCCUGAGGGAGCAUAUGAUGGCUGGACCACCAUCCCAACCACUACCACAAAGGAUUGUCAUGCCUGUGAGGCCAGAACUGGUCAGAACCUCCUCCUCGUCCUCCUCUAGGGUACCAGCACACAUCAGACCACAGAUUGCGACAAAACACCCAGCUCUAGCGCCAGUGAACCCAAGUCCUCCAACAUCCCCUGUUACUCAGAAUCCACUGAGCCCUGUCUUUAAAGAGUCAGAGGAGGUGUUUGUGAAGAACCAGGAACCAGAACCUGACUCACACCAGGAAGGACAGCUCUUUCAGAAACGUGUCCUCAAGCUAGAAGAGGAGCUUCGCCAGCGUAUUGUGGACAAUGGCAUUGCUGGUACCAUCAGCCAGGAGCUGAAGGCCAAGCUUCAAAAGGUCGUCAGACAGAACAGUGAUGGAAUAUCAGUGCAUGAUCUGCCUGUAGAGUACAAGAGGCUAUUUGGUGAGGAGCUGCCAGUGCUGCAGAGUGGUUUCGUCAGUGUCACUGAGCUGGUGGGUGCUAUGAGUGACAUCUUCCACUUGAAACCUGUAGACAGCAACAAUAGACACCACUGGAUUGUCAUGGACAUACAAGACAACAACACCGAACCAGGUGAGCAGCAACACAAGCAGCCGCUUAAGAGCUACUACUUCAGCUGUGGAGAAUCUCCCUGGGAGGGCAAAGUUGAGGGAGAUAACUCUGGAUCAGAUGAACAGAACCAGGAGCUGGACAUCAAUAGCAACACAAAGACGCUCCAGCAGGUGCAAUGCAGGUCAGCAGUGCCACUGGACGCUCUGCAGGGUGAACAUCUCAAACCGCCAACGCGCCAUUACCCCCAGGAAUUGGUGGCUGUCCUGGUGGAGCAGGUCGAAUCACCUGGACAUUUUUACAUCCGCUUCAAUGAAAGUGAGGAGGCCCGAGCCAUGGAGGACAUGAUGAUUGAAAUGAGGCGCUGUUACAACUGUCAUGAGGUGUCAGAGCGCUACUCCCUCCCAGAACAAUUUGUCCGGCGCGGCCAGGUCUGCUGCGUGUCACCCAAAGGCAUGUGGUUCUACCGGGUGGUGAUCCACCGGGUGAUCAGCUCCACUCAGGUUGAGGUGUACUUUGUUGACUUUGGAGACCUGGCUGUGGUGCAGAGAGCCAACCUCAAAUUCCUCAAGUCCUGUUACUCUGUUCUGCCAGCACAAGCUGUCCCAUCAUCCCUUGCUGGAAUCAAACCCACCAGUGAUAGCUGGAGUGCCGAGGCCACAUCUUUCUUCCAGAAUCUGUGCUGUGACCGCUCCCUGGUGGGCGCUCUGGACAGCUACAGUGGAGACGUGCUGCAGCUCUACCUGUGUGACACACACACCGACAAUGACAUCUAUAUCCACACUGUCCUGCUGAGCCUGGGCCACGGGACUGCCUGCAGCCCUGCAGCCAGUGCAAAACUGUGUGCUCAGUUCAGCCCAGUGAGCCUGUACCUCAGGGAGGGGCUGUUUGAAUUGAAGAUGGAGGAGGAUGAACAGGCCACGCCCACCAACGAGCAGCCAGUCACAUCUCAGCACUCUCCCUCAGACAUGGUGCAGGUUGUCUGCAGCACACCUGUGUGGACACACACAGACACACAGACACACUAUGUACAAGAGGAAGAGCUGCCAGGCCUGGAGUUCAUCAAAAACAGCGAGGUCAGCCCCCACACCCAGAAUCAGAAUGCCAACCCAUUCAGAGGCCUGCUGAAUAAAGAAACCUUUCUCAGCUCUAGUAAAUGGGAUGAAAUCUGGGCCCCAGAGCCACCUCUUAUCAAACCUUCCAGCCCCCCUGCCUCUCCCCACACCACCAGCACGUCCGCCCCUCCAGAUCUUAUCCAGACCAGGACAAGCCCUGCUGACUGUGGAGCUGAUCUGAAAACACUUUCCCAGCCUCCUGCUUUACCCACCUCCGACAGUGACACCAACACUAACAGCAGUCCUGGUUCAGGGGCGGAGUUGGAUGGGAUCACCACCCCCUCUAAAGCCACAGUGCCCCCCAUCCUGAGGACACUGAGCCUCCACAUCCCUGACCUGGGACAAGUUCAGGGCUGCUUUCACGGUUUGUCGGUGCCUCCCCUCCAGCGGCCCAACUCCAGCUUCCUGUUUCCUGUGUUUGGGGGCAGGAUCCAGUCUGUGAACAUGUUGUCAGCUGAGAACUAAGUUGUACAUUGACCCAAAAACUCUGACCUGGCAAGCAGUUUCAUAAGAAGUACUUUUUCUUCACGUUGGAACAAGCGACGUUCCCACAAACACUGCAGACACUGCCGGCUAUGUUAAUCUCAUGCAGACUAGGUUAAAUGUAUAAUACCUUUUUUCAGUUUGAUAUCAGUGUUGUCGUUGUACUGUUCAAACAUUUUGGUCUUGAAAGAUGAAAAGAAAUGGAAGCCUGUUCUCUUUUAACCUGAAUUUUUGUUUUUCAGAACUUUUAGUUUGGUUUUGGAGUUUUAGCAUUUUUUUUUAGCAGCUAUCUGGAAAUCUUUUUGUUGUUUCAUCCACUGCAAGAAUAAUUUUGUUAUACAUGUUAAUGUUGCUCUGUAGAACAAAGUGAAAACAUUUCAGAAUGAUGUCAUAUGAUAAUAACAUGGAAGCGAUGUAUUUUUUUUUUUUCUGAGACUGAAUUUCAUUUAAUGCAUCAUUGUAUUAAUAUUUCAGAUGUGAUAUCUGCAGUCAGCUUGUGAUGUAAUCCUACAGGUAUUGGAUGAUUGUGUCUUAGUUUCAGCUUUUCAGAAAACAAAGAAAUACUUGAUACAUUCAUUCUGGAAGUGAUAAUAAAAUUGUAUAAGUCUGAAAUCUUU